UCUGAUUUGAAAUCUGAUAUGGCUUUCACUCCAAGCUUUGCUCAGCAAAGUCAGAGCCAGAUAAGAUCGUAAGGAGCUCGUGCAAACUCUUAGGAUCCCGCGCUCCUACUCCUUCUACACUUCCAACCUCAUCCUUCUCAGAUUCGUCGGACACAGCGGCACCGCAACCAACCACGCUGCAAAUUUUAGUUUCCGCUUCACCGCUUCUGCGGAUCUGCACCUGAACCUCUCCUCUGUGCUACACUGCUACUGCUUACUGCUCUCGUGCUCUAUAUUUAUCUGUUCUUACUUGCUGAUUUAGAGGCUUCAAAUCCCAGAAUUUGAUCAAACAAAGCUUUGAGGAUAUGGGGAGCUCGGAGAAGGUUGUUGCUGUGAUCAUGGUGGGUGGACCCACCAAAGGGACCAGAUUUCGGCCUCUUUCAUUCGCCAUUCCAAAACCCCUUAUCCCUUUGGCUGGCCAGCCAAUGGUUCAUCAUCCUAUAUCAGCUUGUAAGAGGAUACCCAAUUUGGCACAAAUAUAUCUGAUUGGAUUCUAUGACGAGCGGGAAUUUGCACUAUAUGUCUCUUCGAUUUCAAAUGAGCUGAAAUUACCAGUAAGUCACAUAUCUUCCUCCUAAAUUGUGACGUCUGCUGCAGUUUCCCGUUAGCAUCCAUGCUUGAAGCACAUAUAAAGUAUGGUGGUAUGGGGACAAUGUUGGUAAUCAAGGUUUCGGCUGAAUUAGCCAGCGAGUUUGGGGAGUUGGUUGCGGAUCCAACAACUAAUGAAUUGCUGCAUUAUACUGAGAAGCCUGAGACUUUUGUUAGUGACUUAAUAAAUUGUGGAGUCUAUAUUUUCACGCCCGAUAUUUUUUCUGCCAUCCAAGAUGUAUCCACAAAUCGAGAAGGCAGAGCCAAUCUACGUCGUGUCUCCAGCUUUGAAGCACUCCAAUAUGCCACAAGGAGUAUUCCUCCAGAUUUUGUAAGACUGGAUCAAGAUAUAUUGUCACCCCUAGCUGGAAAGAAGCAACUAUAUACAUAUGAGACAAAUGAUUUCUGGGAGCAAAUCAAAACUCCAGGAAUAUCCCUGAAAUGCUCAGAGUUGUAUCUUGCACAAUAUCGGCAUACUUCACCUCAUCUUUUGUCCAGUGGAGAUGGUACAAGAAGUGCGACCAUUGUUGGUGAUGUAUAUAUUCAUCCAUCUGCGAAAGUUCAUCCAUCUGCAAAGAUUGGUCCCAAUGCUUCUAUCUCGGCAAAUGUUCGUGUGGGUGCUGGUGCCAGGUUAAUCAACUGUAUCAUCUUGGAUGAUGUUGAAAUUAAGGAAAAUGCAGUAGUUAUAAAUUCUAUUGUUGGAUGGAAGUCAUCAAUUGGAAGAUGGUCACGAGCGCAGGCUGAAGGUGACUACAAUAAAAAGCUUGGUAUAACCAUUCUAGGAGAAGCUGUGACAGUGGAAGAUGAGGUGGUGGUGGUUAACAGCAUUGUUCUUCCCAAUAAGACUCUUAAUGUCAGUGUACAAGAAGAAAUCAUCUUAUAAUCCAGAGAGAAAGUUUAUGUAUAAUGGACCACUAAGAAAUGCUCCAUUUGAAAUAUCAUAUCCUACUAGAGGCUCCUGGAAUUUUUGGCUUAUAUAUUUGAAAAUUUGGCUGAGCAGGUAACAAUGUAAUAUAUUAUAAAAGAAAACUGAGUGUUAUAAUUUUUGUUAAUCUUGGGUAUGCUUGUUAGUCCUAUUGGCUGA
Arachis ipaensis is the source of this 1711-nucleotide messenger RNA. The record is from RefSeq and is a predicted model, not a curated record. Lineage: Eukaryota; Viridiplantae; Streptophyta; Magnoliopsida; Fabales; Fabaceae.